UGCAGCUCAUGUCGACCCCUCCCCAACUUCUCCUGCGCACUGCAAUCAAACUGAAUAUCAGUUAAGUUGUCUUUGUUUAAGUUAUAAGCCAAAGUUUCUUUAACCUAUGGCCCUAUGUUUUUUUGAUGGGUAGAAAUCAUUGGGCUAAUAGUUAUUUGGAGAUUUAGGUUAUCUAAAAUUCUCGGACAUGAUGUCAGUAUUUAAGCAUUGAUGCAUUGUAAUUUUGAAUGUUAAAUUAGCCUAAAACGCAUCUUACGAACUCAGUAGUUUUAGAUCAGAUAUGGUAGGUAUAUCAAACAUUAGUGUAAUAGCAUAUCAAAGUAUCUCUGUUAGUCAGUGUAUCAAUUUGUGUCUUGUUUCUCUGCAGAAGACCGCUCGUGCGUAAAGUUGCUGGCACCCGCCUCUUCGCUCUCCAAACCUGAACCAUGUACCCGUUUAAUGCCAGUUUCAGUAACUUCAGUCUGAUGAUGGAGGUUGCGGACAUGCCCCGGGAUGAGAACCUGGCCAAAGUAGAGAUCGCGCUGCUCAGCGUCAUCUUCGUCAGUGCCGCUAUCCUGAACACGGGUCUACUACUGGUUCUGUGGAAGCGGCGCAAACAGGUAUCCAAGAUGCGUGUCUUGGUGUUCCACCUUUGCGUUGCGGACCUGGUUGUGGCGUUUUUCCAGGUGUGCCCGCAGCUCUUGUGGGACAUUACGGACAGAUUCAUCGGACCGGACCUGGUGUGCCGCUUGGUGAAGUAUCUGCAGGUCGUAGGCAUGUUUGCGUCCACCUACAUGAUCGUAGUGAUGACCAUUGACCGCUACCAGGCUAUCUGCAACCCUAUGGUCAAAUUUCAGAGGAGGCGCAAGCACUGGAACAUCCCUGUUUGCGUCGCCUGGGCGAUAUCCCUCGUGGGCGGCCUGCCUCAGAUCUUCAUCUUCUCGCGGGUCCAGGUGGCGCCCGGGGUGUUCGACUGCUGGGCGGACUUUAUCCAGCCCUGGGGCUUGAAGACCUACAUCACCUGGACCACGAUGGUUAUCUUUGUCUUGCCCAUUUUGACCGUGGUGGUGUGCCAGGUGCGAAUCUGUCGAGCCAUCCAGAAUAACCUUUACUUAAAGACGCACCAGGAUGGGGGUAGCGGGGUUGCCUUUCAGCUGCCCUCCAGAACCAGCAGCGUGGCUGGUGUGUCCAAAGCACGAAUCAAAACUGUGAAGAUGACAGUGGUUAUCGUACUUGCCUACAUCAUCUGCUGGACUCCGUUCUUCACGGUCCAGCUUUGGUCUGUGUGGGACAAGGACGCGCCAACAGAAACCGCAACGUUCACCAUCCUGAUGCUGUUGGCAAGUCUGAACAGCUGCGCCAACCCCUGCAUCUACCUGCUCUUCAACGGCCAGCUGCCCAAUAAGCUGACGGUGCUGUGCCGAAGGCCUUCCAACGGGAAAGACUCCAUUGACUAUGAGGCCACAGUGGUCAGCUCGCUCUACAUGAGCUUCAAAAGCAUCUCCGACUCCAAAUAGAACACACGGUUUUCAUAUUCUCCAGGUAUGGGGAAGCAAGUAACUAAAGUCACGCUUUAGAACCUGAAAGGUUUCUUUGGCUGUCCCCAUAAGAAAACUCUUUGAAGAACCCUUUUUGGUUCCAUGUAGAACCCAUAACAAAAAAGGGUUUUCCUAUGGGGUACUGCCGAAGAACCCUUUUGGUACUCUUUCUUCUAAGAGUGUAUGUGCGGAAAUACACGCUAAAUACUGGGGAAUAGUCCACCACUAAUGGAUGAAGGCAGCCUGUUUGUGAUGUGGGCUGGAGCUGGGUGUCACAGAGAUAUAUCACGGUUGUAACACCUCUGGCAGACAACAUAGGAAUGAGCAACAUUAGCUAGAUUUCCAACGGUUUUCAUGUGAAUAUGAUCAAAUCCGCAUAAAAACAAUAUGCGAAUUUCCCACUCUGACAGUGUUUCCAUCAAAUGUACUUGAUUGAUAUGAUGCAGAUAAAAGGCUGUGUGCGCGUGAUCACGUGGUGCACAUAAAAUACAUUUUGCGGUUAAAUGUACCCAUUUUGCAGUUAAAUGAGUUUCCAGCACAUUUUCAACUCUACUGAUGGUUUUCUAGCUAACAGCGCUAUCGUAUUUAUAUUUGUCAAACGGCAGCCAGGCCUUGAUUAACAUGUCACCAGAAGAAAACCCUCGAUAUUUAUUGGAAGGGAGCAUCAAGCUCAUCACCUUGCACUUUCACCACCCUGUGAACUUCAUCAUUUAUUUUAAUCUGUAGCAUAAUAAACUGCAUGCUUUCCCAAA
This is a messenger RNA of Oncorhynchus tshawytscha (Chinook salmon), 2269 nucleotides long. Its product is annotated as oxytocin receptor-like. Gene Ontology annotation, molecular function: peptide binding; vasopressin receptor activity. Lineage: Eukaryota; Metazoa; Chordata; Actinopteri; Salmoniformes; Salmonidae. Bases 426 to 1496 code for a protein of 356 amino acids. Gene Ontology annotation, biological process: positive regulation of vasoconstriction; regulation of systemic arterial blood pressure by vasopressin; G protein-coupled receptor signaling pathway. Gene Ontology annotation, cellular component: membrane. The record is from RefSeq and is a predicted model, not a curated record. The transcript is spliced from 2 exons.